Molecule: messenger RNA, 2681 nt
Organism: Oxyura jamaicensis (ruddy duck)
Lineage: Eukaryota; Metazoa; Chordata; Aves; Anseriformes; Anatidae
Gene: KCNJ8
Product: potassium inwardly rectifying channel subfamily J member 8
Exons: 3
Coding region: 548-1813 (421 amino acids)
Biological process (GO): regulation of monoatomic ion transmembrane transport; potassium ion import across plasma membrane
Cellular component (GO): plasma membrane
Molecular function (GO): ATP-activated inward rectifier potassium channel activity
Source: RefSeq, a predicted model, not a curated record
CAGCAUCCCUCAAGGCGCCUUUUCCAGCCCCACACCACCGCUGCUGGGGCCACGGAGGGGGGCCGGUGGGCCGGGCCGGCCGGCGGUGAUGCUGGGAGCCCUGCUCGCUGCUGCUGAGCUUUGACAGCCUGCUGGGGCCAGGACUGGGGAUAGAGGCAGGGCUGCCCCGCCUAGUCCCGGCACGGGAGGAGGGCUGCGAGUGGAAACGGGAACGCCUGCUCCACCAGCCCUCUCUCCAGCUGCCAGCUCGGCUCCUCCUUGUGAUGAUUUCUGGGGACCGGACGGGGGCUUUUUGGCAGGGCCGCGGCAGCUAAAACCCUACUGAGCGAGGCAAGCCUCCGUUCGAAGCAGAGGAGCCCAACUCUUCAAGUCCCAGAGGAUGCAAACCACGGAGCACCCCACAAUGCGGUACCCACCCGGGCACAGCUGCCUCCCGGAGAAGCAACCCAAGGAUCCGUCCUGUCGGUAGGCAGUGAGCCCUCCAGAGUCGCACUAGAGGGACAGUCCCUGUUUCACAUCUUGCUGGGUGGACUAUGGUGGCAGGAAGAUGCUGGCUCGGAAGAGUAUUAUCCCUGAAGAGUAUGUGCUGGCGCGGAUCGCAGCUGAGAACCUGCGCAAGCCCCGCAUCCGAGACCGGCCGCGCAAAGCCCGCUUCAUCGCCAAGAAUGGGGCAUGCAACCUGGCACACAAGAACAUCCGCGAGCAGGGGCGAUUCCUGCAAGACAUUUUCACCACCUUGGUGGACCUGAAGUGGCGUCACACACUGGUCAUCUUUACCAUGUCCUUCCUGUGCAGCUGGUUGCUCUUCGCCAUGAUGUGGUGGCUGGUGGCUUUCGCUCACGGUGACAUGGACCCAAGCACAGAGAGCACCACAAACAGCACAAAGUGGACACCUUGCGUGACGUGUGUGAGGUCUUUCACCUCUGCUUUCCUCUUCUCCAUUGAAGUUCAGGUGACCAUUGGUUUUGGGGGCAGGAUGAUGACAGAGGAAUGUCCCUUGGCCAUCACAGUCUUGAUCCUACAGAACAUUGUGGGUCUGAUCAUCAAUGCCGUCAUGCUGGGCUGCAUAUUCAUGAAAACUGCACAAGCUCACAGGCGGGCAGAGACCUUGAUUUUCAGCAGGCAGGCAGUCAUUGCAGUUCGAAACGGCAAACUUUGCUUCAUGUUUCGAGUAGGAGACCUGAGGAAGAGCAUGAUCAUCAGUGCCUCAGUGAGAAUCCAGGUUGUGAGGAAAACUACAACCCCUGAAGGAGAAGUCAUACCCAUUCACCAAGUAGAUAUCCCUGUGGAUAACCCCAUUGAAAGUAACAAUAUUUUCCUGGUGGCUCCCUUAAUCAUUUGUCACGUCAUAGACAAGCGGAGUCCUCUUUAUGAUAUCUCCGCUGCUGACCUGGCACUCCAAGAUCUGGAGCUCAUAGUGAUACUUGAAGGCGUCGUAGAAACGACUGGCAUCACGACACAGGCAAGAACCUCCUACAUAGCAGAGGAGAUCCUGUGGGGUCACCGCUUCGUGCCCAUUGUCACUGAAGAGGAAGGCGUGUAUGCUGUUGACUACUCCAAAUUUGGCAACACCGUCAAAGUGGCAGCACCUCGUUGCAGUGCUCGAGAGCUUGAUGAGAAGCCAUCAAUUCUCAUCCAGACCCUGCAGAAGAGUGAGCUGUCCCACCAAAACUCCCUACGGAAACGCAACUCCAUGAGGAGAAACAACUCCAUACGGAGGAGCAACUCCAUGAGGAGAACCAAUCCCUCCCUCAUCGUGCCCAAAGUGCAGUUUAUCACACCCGAGGGGAGCCAGAGUGCCUCAGAAACGUGAUACACAGCCUUGUGUAAGGUAGAGGAGUUCAAAAGAGAAGGCACUGUGGUGUUUGAUUUAAAUUUUAUUCUACUGAAGAAAAUGAGAACAUGAUGCAGAAAAGGAUUGUUCAAGGACUAUUUAUUAGAUUACUUACUGAAAUCACCACCUAAUGGCAUUAGGAAACACGUUAGCACUUAGUGUAUGAAUGAAUUAAAAUGGCAUGUACACUAAAGAAAACACCCAUGUAAUAUAAAGUGUAUUUAUACUUCUUUUAAUGGCAUGCUAUUUUUUUAAUCAUAUUUUUCCUAUUAAAGGUCUCUUUCUUAUCUGUUUCUGCUGGCUGUCACAAAAUGUGUUUUUCCUGUAGAACUGGGUUACCCACCUGCAGGCAGAAGUUCAAAACAGCUGCGUAUCAACAGCUUGCACAUACAUUGUGCAGAAUAUUUGGAAAUCAAUCUUCUUGGGGUGAAUUCUCUGUUCUCUUGAGAAGAGUAGCUAAAUUCCUCAGUGAUUUCACUGGAGAAGAGACAGGAUUUUCCCUUCAGUUUUCCAAGUCUUUUCUUUCCAUUGUUUUAUGGUAAAGUCAUUUUGAGAGCAAUGCCAGUCAGCCAAAUUGACCUGGCCACCCCAGAAGAAACCUGGUGCCACUCUGGGCAGAGCCAGGAGAAAAAAAUAAUAUUUCAGCAGGCCCAAGAAAUGGCAUGGCCUCUUGCAGGACACUGCUCUUGUUCUGUGGGUGAUACAUGACUGCGGGACAGCAGGUGUUUGUUAUGUAGCUGUAACCCAAGACUCAAGUCUUCCCAGACACCACUUGAGUAUCCAUGUCACUGAAAUUAUUCAAGUUGGAAACAGUACACAUGUCCUUAACAUUCUCCUUGUACUGGUG